AUAAACUAUCGAUACGUAAGCUUUCGUAUUAUCGAUAUUAAAGUGUUUCAAAAAGGGCUGGAAAAUAUUGUCAAAAAGUUGUUUUGACAUUAAAGAACGCUCAUGGAUCAGCUGAUACCCAUUCCUUGGGUUUUGAAUUUAUAACUUAAAAAGCGAUAUCAAUGGGCGAACUACUUCACCGAAGCUAGUGAUCAACCUGACCAGGAACUUCAACAGGAUGAUUAAGUUGCAACCUCCGUUAGACAUAUCCGGAGUAUACCACAAUUUUCGGUGUGGCGAAGUUCUGUGCAACGGCCCAUCUAGCUACAAUGUGUGCUGCUCCCUUUGCGGAGAGCGCCUGGAGCUGGAGAGAUUUCCUGCACACUUCCGUAUGGUACACCUAAGUGAGAUUGAGCCUGGCCAUGAUGAUGACAAAGCAAUGAUUAAGCUAGAGUUCGAUCCUAUUGCCCAGGAUGCCAUAGGAGCGCAGAGUGACUGUAAAAACCGGGUGGAAAUAGACGAGCAGCUGGACCAAACUUCUCGUAGACAGCAUCCUCAGAGGGUGACGGCAAUGAAGAAUACCCUGGUGGCCACUGACGAAAAGCCGCUUGAAUUGGAAAUGGACAUAGAGUGGUUGGACGCUGAAGAGGAACAUGUGGAUGAGGAGGACGCAGAAGAGGAAGAAGUUGGCUGCGCCCCGAAAGACAUGCUUUUCCAGUGUGAUCAGUGCGACAGAGCCUACAACAGCAAGCGCAGCCUUCAGAGCCACCGUCGUCAGAAGCAUAGUCCAUCUGCCAUAGAAAAAAGUAUUGAAGGAGUCGCCUCCGAGAAGCCCAGGAGGCGAAAGGGUCCGGCAAAGGUGUACAAGUGUCAUGAGGAGGCCUGUCAGCAAACGUUUCGCACGGAACGGGACCUGCGGGGCCACCGCUGGAAGCAUACAGGAAUAUUCUGCGACAUAUGCGGCAAGCCUUUCACCCAAUCCGGUAAUAUGAUGCGCCACCGGCAGCGGCACAGCGGCAUUAAGCCGUACAAGUGCCCUGAAUGUGACGCUACAUUCUACACGCAGAAGGAACUGUCCUCGCACAGCAUCUGUCACACGGGUCGAAUGCCCUGCAUCUGCGAGGUGUGCGGGCGUCCUUGCCGGGAUCGGGGUGUGCUCACCGCCCAUAUGCGUCGCCACACUGGCGAACGACCGGCCAAAUGCGAUGUCUGCGGUAAAGCAUUCUAUAGCUUCCACGAUCUCAAUGUUCACGCAGUUUCCCACACGAAUUUGCGGCCCUUCGCCUGCGACGUGUGCGGUUCCACGUUUCAGAGAAAAAAGGCUCUCCGGGUGCACAAGCUGCUUCACUCGGAGCAACGUAAAUACGUCUGCAAGCUGUGCGGCAAAACGUUUGCCCAGUCCGGCGGUCUCAAUGCUCACAUGCGCAGUCACGACCCGGCCAGGAUCAAAGGAGCAGUGAAGCCGCUGUCGCCUCCAGUAAACUCAGUAGAGCUUGUCGAGGUAAUCCAUCCGAGGGGCCAGACGCCGCACACUAGCUGCAUUCCAACCACGCCGACUACAAUUACCUUGGCCAUAGAUGAGGAUGAAGGAGCGGAGCAGGUGGGCACAAGUCCAGAAGAAGCAGUUUCAUGGCAUCUUUAGUUUCAGCUUCAGAUAUACCACAGUUAUAGCAUAAGAAUUUAUAGAAAUGUAUACAUAAGAGAUUCUAAUAUGUUUGCAGAAAAGAAAUAUCUUCAAAUGUAAAGCAAAACUUGCAUAUUUUCCAUGCAAUAAAUAUAAUUCUAGUUUAUAACGAA
Molecule: messenger RNA, 1776 nt
Organism: Drosophila ananassae
Lineage: Eukaryota; Metazoa; Arthropoda; Insecta; Diptera; Drosophilidae
Product: zinc finger protein 311
Exons: 1
Coding region: 218-1621 (467 amino acids)
Biological process (GO): regulation of transcription by RNA polymerase II
Cellular component (GO): nucleus
Molecular function (GO): DNA-binding transcription activator activity, RNA polymerase II-specific; RNA polymerase II cis-regulatory region sequence-specific DNA binding
Source: RefSeq, a predicted model, not a curated record